This is a messenger RNA of Ectocarpus siliculosus, 6075 nucleotides long. The record is from the annotation of a GenBank genome assembly. NCBI's taxonomy places the organism in Eukaryota, Phaeophyceae, Ectocarpales, Ectocarpaceae.
AUGGAAGAAUCUUACGGUGCUGUGGGUCUAGCGAUAUUUCGCUUGGUGGCGGACUCGGGAGAAGAGGCCGAGUGCUUGAAAAGCCAAGCUAUAUUGCGGUGUGUUCUGCAGCGUCACCCUGUGGUUCGAGGGUUCGCCUUGUCCACACUUGCCAGGAGGCUCCGAGAGGGUGCAACAGCAGGCAACCAACCCAGCCGGAGGCACAGGGCAUCUGCAGGGGCCUCGGCAGAAGCGCGAGUACCUCACACGGGGAUCCGCCUGGCGCUGGAGGUUCUUCUUGCCUCUUACCACCCCUCCGCUUCGCACGUCGUUUCACCUGUCGUCGACGCCCUCGGAGACAGUAACCUUGAGGGUGGGACAAGCCCGUUGCUGCCGUGGGCCGCUCGAUUGUGCUUGUUGCAUGCAUGCUUAGCUGGCACAAGCGCCGGGAGCAAGAGGUGGAGAUGGCUGCCGACCGUGGCGGACUCCGCAUGCUCCUUGGCCCUGCAAGAAAUCGCAACGGAGGGAAGCAGCAGCGUGAGCGGCAGUGAGGCGGGCAAAGGCAAGGGACGUGCGCGUGGGCAUGGCGCGAAAUCAGCACCAACAAAGGAAAUAGCCAACCGGGUGGCAGCUGGGACGGACAAAGCUGAGAUGUACCAAGCAACCUUGAUGGCUGACGUGUGCACGGAGCUUGCAAGGGUCGAGGUAGCGGAACCUGCGGCAGUUUCGACCAAGAAAAGUGGAUUCCUCUUUGGUUCUCUGGGCACCACCCCUGAUGACGUAGCCAGAAUAUCUUCGGCAGGGGCGGCGGCAUCGUUGCCUGGACGGCAUGCCGCGGAUUCGUUUCGACUCAAGCUGCAGGGGUUGCGAGACGCGCUGCUGUCUAGGAGAGGAAGCGAAGGAAACGCACCGGUGGGGCAGUCGGUUCCAAGCGUUACGACCAUCAUCGGUGAUGUCGCGCUGGAAGAUCUAGAUAUACAUCCACAAGCAGUGAAGAGAGCCUUGGAGAGAGGCCGCUGCGGUGAAGCCUUCAUUCUCGCGGUGCAGGCGGCGCUAAAGGAACAGCUUACUCCAACCUCGACCACCGAGGCCAAAGAUCAACAGUUCUCCUCCAACAGGGGCCGCCGGAUUUCGGUGAAUCUCAAGCUUGCCCUCGAGACAUGCCUCUUCGGCAGUGGUCUCGCGGGAGGCAGGGGGCUGCUAGAUGCCGUUGUGCCGGAUGGUGACGAGAUCGGAUUCACCUCAACUUCCAGCUCCACACGAGCGAAAGGAACCACAGAGGCACGACAAGCGUGCGCUUUGAUGCAAGGCCUUGUUGAGGAAGGGACUCGAAUUCGUGACUUGCUAUUGGUGUUGGUGGGCAUGUACCAGGAGCGAGAGCGACUACCCCCGACUUCAAGCCCUGCAAUUUCGAUGGACUCUGGGCGGCUGGCUGGAGCACAGGCCCCGUUCAUGGUGAGCGGCAAGCGGCGUUUCUCACAAGUCGGGGGAAAGGAGCUGUGGGGAUUGCUGCAGGGAGCGUGCUUGGUUCACGAGGAAAAGAUGCCCGCUUCCUUGAUCGUUCGGACGGCUGCGGCUGUGGUCACGGCCUCCAGGAAGACAUGUCAAUCGAGGAUGGUUUCCCCCGGACUGCUAGGCUCGAGUCCCAUCCGCGUGGUGAUUGACAUGCUCACUGCCGCCAAGGACUGUCUCACUGCUUCGGACUUGCUGACUGGCUUGCUGGAGGUUCCAGGCGAUGACGGCCCUGCGUUGGCGGCUGAUGUUUUCGCAGCGUUCAUUGCAGCUUCAGCGGCCGGAAACGGGCGGACAGCAGGGGGUGAUAACGAAGUGGGCGAUUUGCGUUCGUUGUCGAUGUCAUGGCUCCACGGGGCUCUUGCGACGGCUGUCCUGCCGGUGCGCACGCCUGCGGGCUCGACGGUGGAACUGAACAGGGUCAUGUCCGCCACUGCUUUGACGCGGGUGCUGAUUCAGAGAGUACCGUUCGAGGCGAAACCCGUGCUACUCGCCGUGGAAGAGGCGGCGGAGCUUGCUACGGCUGGUAGGGGUGUAGGGGGCUGUACCCGACGCUCCGGGAAGAGCAGACGCGUUUCCGGGAGGGGAGGGGGAGAAAACUUGGAUGGGGACGCGGCAUCUCCUUUGGCAUCCUUGUUGAAGUUGGCUGGCGCGGCGAAGCAAAGCCGUCUUCUCCCGCUUCCGGUUCCUUCAACGGUUUCUCCGCCACGCUCGGCGGGGCUCAAGUGCGGCGAGGCGUCGGGUGCGGGAGCCGUGGGAGCAGGAAUACCAACAACGCUGCCAGCGGGAUCGGGUGAUCGCAAGGUUGCUGCCUGUCUCCUCGUCGGAUUCCUGGUUGAGAGCGGAGUGCCCGGUUGGGAUGAGACGAAGGCAGCGAUGACCCCUCCACCGCCUCAGCUACUGGUAGCAGCUGAGGAGUCUGUUCGUACGGAGGGCGAGUCGCACGUGUGGCACUCUUAUCAUUCCAGGCAACAGCUUACGGCGCUGCGGCUAGAAGUAAUGCUCCAGUCCCUCCUGUGCGAUGUGGGCGGUUCCCGUUUAAUUGGCGACAUGGAUGUCGAGAAAUCGUUUCCAGAUGUGUUCCGGACGGCGCGAACUCUCGCGCGAGCGAUCGCACACCAUGCAUCCGCGCUCGUCACCAGACCAAACCAAGGACAACAAGCUUGGCGGACCAACGACUACCACCGCUUCCAAUCCGGCGGCGGCGGUUUCGAGGGUGUAGACCCGCAUUGGCCUAGUAUUGUCGGGGGUAGUUGUUCAAGGGGUGGCGAAGGGGCAGGCAACAGGCAACUGAAGUUACCGAGGCGAGCUCUUGCUGGACGAUUGCAGCAUUCGCCAGCGGCUGCAGCGUUGACGUCUUGGGUGUCGAGCAUCGUAAAGACAGUGAGGCAGUUCAGGCGGUGGCUUCCGUGGCAGCCUUUAGCGGACGAGCUCAGAGAGUUGGUGUUGCGGAAUGCUCGGCGAAAGCCUGUGCGACAGCUGGUAUCUGGCGGAGAAAGGAAUGAGACCCAAGGAAGGACUCUGGCAGCUGAGGCAGCUGUGUUUGCUGUCAGCGAACUGUUACUUGCUUGGGAUGAAGGUGGAGAGGAAGUUGUCCCGGCUGUGUUCCAGUCAGUUCUCUGCUCCAAGGCGCUUAACAUAGCUGUGGCUCCGGUUGCCUCAGAUGCACCCCCACCAAUCUGGCUAGAGCUGCUUCGGUGCCUAGUCGACGAGGGGCAAUGUGACAUGUCCGGUUGGAUGUCUUCAUGCCUUGACGGAAGCGCUCAGCAGGAUCCCCUCGCGAUGGCCUCUGCAGCCGCGGUCUGGAUCGGAGGGGAUGGGCCGAGAGCCGGUCAGCGGAGCAGGCGCGGAACCCACGAGGCGUGGGUGCACUGGUAUGGGGCGAAGCUCGGGUCUCUAAUCCCGACGGGCGACGCGGACUUCGGAGAUUGGCUUAUUCUUUCCAGUGCUACCGGCGCUAGCGCCAGUGGUGGGGUACAGGUGCGGGUCGAAGGGUUGGCGCGCACAAUCCAGCCUGACGAGUGGGAACACUGGGGGAGGUCCCCGCUUCAGGCCGCGUGGAACUUUCCUGGGACAUGGGCGGCAGUAAGCCAGAGAUCUGAAAGCCAAAGUUCAGAGGGAGCGCCGCCCGCCAUCUUGCUCCCUCCUUUCGCCUCGUGGUUGAGAGUGGUUUUGAGAGGUGGGUCAACCUGCCCGAAACAUCUGCUUGAGGCAUACCUGCGAAGGAUGGCUCUCGAGGUGUACCUCCCAUGCCAAUUCGGUAGAGCUUCAAACGAGAUGGCCCGACAGUGGCUGGCCGUGCUCAUCGAGGCUGAAGCUACGGCGGAGGGGAGUGGAAGGAAACGCGCCAAGAUGGCGGCCGAUGCCGUCGUGUGUGACUGGGGGUCAGUGACAGCCGAUCCUUCUUCAGGAAGCGCGGUCGGAAUGGUCUCGGCGUGCCAUCUCGUAGUGAAGGCAUUUUUUCGCGAGGAGCUUCUGCGUUUCGGAAGUGGGGAAGCGCCGGCGGCACCAAACGGAGGGCCGAUGUCCUGGCUUUGGCCGCUUGAGGCCGUGGUUGCGGCGUGCGGCAACAACGGCUCCUUCGGUAGGGGUUCGCUCGCCCGUCGCCGUCGCGGCAGCCUGGGACCAGAAGGAAUUGACAGCGACGCCUCCUCGAGGAUUACGUUGGACGGCCCACCCUCAGCUCUCGCCCGCGCACUGUCGACAGUACCACACGAUCUUCUGUGCGGAUCCCGCCGGUUCGGCAUGGGUGGACAGCCCCCGCCUGCCCUUGCGACGCUGCGCGCGUUCGCGACCCGAGUGGUGGACCUCACUGCGCGCGCGUUGGCAACCCCACCAUGUAGACACUGGUCCGUGGCCCGGCAGCUUCUUCUUGGGUUGGGACUGCUCUACCACGCCUUGGCAAAGCCGGUAUCGGCGAGAGGCGGCAAGUUACAGAAAUCGUUCGGUGCACCAUCCCGAGCGGGGGAUGUUGAAUUGGACUCCGCCGCUCAAGAAGCUGCCCAAGCGGUAGCCCUCUCUGCGAUUGAAGGCCUUGUGAGAAUUUCGCUAGGAUUGGGCAACCUCGGGGUAGGAGAGAGGGACAGUGGUGAGGGCGGGAAUCGGGGUUCUGCGGCAGCGUCCAAGUCUGGAAACCCGCUUCUCACGUCGGCUUGCCUUGCGCUACGGCCGCUAGAGACGGGUGGCUGCGCGGGCGCGGAUGAUUUCGCGCGGGCUCUUAUGGGUGCGGGAGCUUGGCGGGCUGAGACGGCGUUCUUUGGAGAACGGAGUGCAGCGCAGGCCUCUUCUUCGGUGAAAGCCCCUUCGUUGGAUAACACGGCCCCUGCGUUAGAACAGACGGCUUCGUUGGCACUGUCAUUGCCGCCACCGCCUCCACCGCUAUCGCCUCAAGCCGGUCCUGAGCAGGGCCACCGCCUUUCUUCGCCGGGGGCAACGCCGGCGGUAGAACCUCAUCACUCGGUCGGUGGCGAUCAAGCCAGUGGACAGUCGACCGCGGACUGUUGCAUUUCUCUCGCCCAAGAACUGGUGGGCGGGGCGCAGCAGUGCAGUUCAGGGCGGGGCGAGCGUGAGCAAGUUGUCGGGUCACCACGUGCACCGUCGUGGGAUAUGCCAUCCCGCCAAAAGAAAAAGGCCCGCUUGAGCACCAAUGCAAUGGAAGGGAAAUCGCCACCACCAAGCUCUCCUCGACGGGUGUUGCCCAUGCGUUCGUCCAAGCAGCAACACCACCAUGAAGGGAGCGAGAGUUAGCGAUGUACUACACGUGGUUGAAAUGGACGAGCCGGUGGAUUUACAUGGCGUGCAGUCGGUGCUGCGCGAGGUUACAGAAACGCCCGGAGUACGAAUACAGUUUACGAUGAAGUGGAACGAUUUCCACCAGUAUGGAUUAUCUUAGAGAUUCGUGGUACACUGUAGGUGUAUCGAAACGGUUUUGAAUGUGAAGACAACAACGAGUUCAUGGUUGGUUGAGGACAGGUGUUCCCUCUGUGUAAUAUGCUCCCGCGAAGGUGUGAAAGGUACUACAAGCAGACGUAAGGUCAUGCGCAAAGGCAGGGAUAUUGCCGUGCGUACAUAGCGUGGUGAACGAGCGAUGAGUGGGCGAUCCGCUGAGGCUUGAUGGCCGAAAGGAUGUGGAUAACACGCCGCAGGUUUCGAUAAGUUUUCGUGAUAAGCCGGGCAUAUUCCGAAGCCACCCGCGAUUUUCCUCUCGACUGCCUGCCAACCAGUCUUUAGUUCGCCGUACUUGGACAUUGCAUGAGGACAUCGAAAGAAUAUUGGCCAAUCUCUACACUCGCGCCAUCCAGGGAGUCCAUCUUACUUGCCACGUUGACUAGCGGUAAAUUCCUCCGGCCUCUCGUGAGUUGACGUAUGGGUUCAUGAGUUUCGAAUAGGCGGCACAUGGGCAAACCUGCAAAUGUGCACUCCGCGGUGGCCACCACGCUCGCCACUUACUUCGCUGGACGCGACCCGAAAACGACCCUUAGAACCCGCGGCACGUGUGGCGAGAAAUUUUUGUGUUGAAAAAACGGUGAGGACGGAAAGUCGAAGUAUUUAGUUCUUGACCGCCGCUUUAAAUUUCAUACGCCC